UCACACCUCUAUUAUCAAACCACCUUACUUGUUUUGCUCCGCGAGAAGUGUAUCGUUUUGGCCGUCGGGGCCAAUUUAUUUCGCCAGGAAUGUAAAGUUUCCCGAAUUUCUCAGUAUGUUCAGUUAAAACAAACAUGACAUCUUAUGCAGUUGCGUUCUGUGAUUCGUUUCGUGAUAUUUGAUCGUCCAUACAUUAGUUUUUAAUUAAGAGGUCACAAUGGCUUCCGGAGAUGUGGAUGAGAUCCAAGUCGCUGAGUCCAGUUUUAUUUCGUCGUCUCGAAAUGACAGAGUCCCCAGCGAAUAUAGAGACGAUGAAAAUACCGAAGAUGAUGUAAGUGGAGAUGAUCAGAGUACUGAAACCUUAGGUGGUUCCAUCGGCAGAAGGAAUGGAACUAUGGCAAGACAGAAGCUCGAGAAAGGGAAGAAAAUUGGACACCGAAGAGUGGGCGUUGGUGGAGAGAUUACUUAUAAAAAGAUCCAAACCAGUCAGAUCAUGGGAUCUAUACAGCUAGGUAUUCAACAUGCUGUUGGUGGCCUAGCGUCCAAGCCCGAACGCGACUUACUUAUGCAAGACUUCAUGACUGUUGAAACGACAGUUUUUGCAGCUGAUGGGUCGAAUCAUACUCCAGCUCAUCAUUACUCCGAAUUUACCUUUAAGACUUAUGCGCCCAUUGCAUUUAGAUACUUCCGUGAUUUAUUUGGAAUUCAACCUGAUGAUUUUCUGAUAUCCUUUUGUAGUGCUCCUUUACGAGAACUUUCCAAUCCUGGUGCCAGCGGCUCCAUAUUUUACGUAACCGAAGAUGAUGAGUUCAUCAUGAAAACUGUUCAACAUAAAGAAGGAGAGUUUCUUCAAAAAUUACUUCCAGGUUAUUACAUGAAUUUAAAUCAAAAUCCUCGCACUCUGUUACCCAAAUUUUUUGGACUUUAUUGUUAUCAGUGUAACUCAAAGAACAUAAGACUGGUUGCUAUGAAUAAUUUACUUCCAUCUUACGUUGCUCUGCAUCAGAAGUAUGAUCUGAAAGGCUCGACGUACAAACGAAAGGCUUCAAAAGCAGAACGACAAAAGAAAUCGCCCACGUUUAAAGAUUUAGAUUUUAUGGAACACCAUCCUGAUGGCAUAUUCUUAGAGGCAGAUACUUACACUGCGCUAAACAAAACUAUCCAACGGGAUUGUAGAGUCUUAGAAAGUUUUAAAAUUAUGGAUUAUAGUUUGCUCCUUGGUAUUCACAAUUUAGACCAAGCCUUACGAGAGAAGUUGGAACAGAAGAAAAAUUCAAUGCACGUAGAAGGUGAUGAAGCGGGUGGUCCGAGCAGCGGGUCUGUAUCGUUGAAUCGGACAAGAUCUAUCAAUAGACAAAGGCUCGUAGCACACUCCACAGCAAUGGAAAGUAUACAGGCAGAAAGCGAACCCAUCGAUGAAGAAGAGGAUGUUCCCAGUCCCGGUGCUAUUCCUGCAAGAAAUGGGAAAGGCGAGCGACUCCUGCUCUUCAUUGGUAUCAUAGAUAUUUUACAAAGUUAUCGGCUUAGGAAAAAAUUGGAGCACACGUGGAAGUCUAUUCUGUACGAUGGUGAUUCAGUCUCUGUUCAUAGACCAGGAUUUUAUGCACAAAGGUUUCAAGAUUUCAUGGCGAAAACGGUGUUCAAGAAAAUUCCAUCCUUGGACUUGCCUGAAAUUAAGGGAAAUCAUCGUAAAUUCCGCACCUUGGUCACCAGUUAUAUAGCCCUUAAACACUCCCCGUCAAAGCGCAAAAGUAUUUCAAGGCCGGCUGUUAGAUCUGUUGACUUAGAUAAUGAACCCAAUGCAUCCUCAGCUAACAAUGGUAGAGGAAAACAGGGCUUUGCAACUGGCAGUUUUCCUUCCUGUUCCACCCCUCCUCCAGCGUUUGAAGAUGCAAUCCGAGGAGACUAUGUGAUCGAAAAGAGCAGCGGGGCGAGCCUAGCGACACCUCUCAGACAAAGGCUCCAGCACCGGGGCAACAUCUCUAAACGAGAGGAUUAUGUCAGUAUUUCAGAGGUACAAUUAGAAUCUCGCUCUGAUUAUAAAUCUGUGUUAAGUGUUGGAUCUGGAAGCUCUUCUGUGACAGGAACUGGAAGCAUAAAAAACCGAACGUGGACCCCACCAGCGUCCAACGAGGGCAGCACUCCGACGUGGACUGAAGGCACUCCAAGUUUCACCGAGUCUUCCAGCAGUGGUGAUAUUGGUUGUCCUACCACUCCUGUUCGAGGGCACAGGCAGCACGAUCAAGAUAGUUUGAAAGGCGUUACCGAUGAAUCACUAAAUUACUCAGCCGAAGUGGUAAGUCCUAGUCACACUCAGCUGCAAGUUGUCAUUAAGAAUGCGACUAACUCCAAAACAGACUCUUGAAUCUUCCUGUGCAAUAUUUUUGUUUCUUAUCUUUUCUCAUAACUGCAUUUAUCCGUUCGCCUCGUUACAUUUUAUUCAACUUGGAUGUUACUUAAUUAUUGUUACGCAUUUUCAUGUAAACCCUCCAUAUCCUCUCUAUGUGAACUUCCUCUAGGUCGGACAAUUCGCUCCUCAAAAGAGGAUUAUUCGUAGUCUAGCUGAGUCAGAGCGUGCUUUAUUUAUUGGAUUUGAAGCAGAGGUACAUGAAAGCUCAAGUAUUUGCAACGCAGUCUUUCCUCUCCCAAAGCUAUAUGUUUUCUGCUUGAUUGUGGUUUAGUCCUAUUCAUUUAUUUGUGAUCAUGCAGAAGAUAAUGCACUUAACAUUGAGAGGCACACUCGAGUCUUUCACAGGGACAGGUUUCUGGCGUCCAGUCUAAUGUAAUUCAAGAAAUUUAGCUCAUUGUUGUGUCAAUAUAUUGCGUAAAGCUGCCUUUUGACACAGUAAGUUAGGACUCUGAGCAUAACACAUAAGAAAUUUAAAUCUUUCUUUUUUGUGAAACUUUUUUCUUGAACGAUUUUUCUUAAAAAUAAACUAGUUUUCUAGAACCCUCAAAGAUCAUUAAAGAAGUGUUUCCUUUGCGCUAUGAAAAGGGCUCAACAAGCAAAAGUAAUUUUGUGUUUCAGUGUAUUCAGUCUUUUUUUUUUUGCUUUUGAUCGAGAGAGUGGUCAGAAUUUUUUUUUCUUUUAAAUUGUUGAAUAAAUCCAAUGAGUCAAUUUAUUAUUUUUAGUGGAACUUUUAUGCUAUCCUGGCUCUAAUCCUAUGAAUGAAACACGCUCCAGAAUAAUUAGUUUUCCCAAGAUUGGCAAAUAGACAAACAUCACCUGACCACCAUAUCAGUCUCUACUCCUGUCUGUGUAACAAGUUAAAGAAAUACCCAACUUUACAAAGUAAUUGCCUGUCCAUGGCUCAUUUUUGACCUAAAACUUUCUAAAUAAAACAUAGGAGUGUAUGUAUGUUAGCUAAUGUAUGUAUGUUAGCGCUUGUUAGCUGACAAGAAGAGAAAGAACAGAUUUCAUGAUCAGAAGUCUCCCCCUCCCUCCUCCAAAAAAAAUGUUCAUUAUAAGCUAAACUGAGAUAUAUUAAAAGAGAUCAAUCGUAUCUGAAUGUGGUUUGGCUUGCCACAUGGAUGGAUGGUAUGAUGUCAAGAUGGUGCUUUGUCAACAGUUCUCUGUUCCCGAAAACAUCGCUCUUUGGCAGUUAUGUAACAAAUUGGACGUAUAGCUCUUAGGUUUAUUUGACAAAAGCAUUUCGCUGUACGUUAAAUACGUUAAAAUCAUGAAUCUUGUGAUGGAAUUUUUUGGUUUACUGGAAUUUGAAUCAGCACCGUAGUCAACUUCCUCUCCAUUUGUUUUCCUCAAAUUUUUCUCAAGUGAUACUUACCGUGUUUUUUGGAAUAUAAUGCACUUACAUCAAAUUAUCUGUAAUAGAUGCAGAAUUUCAGUUUGCAUUAUAUUCUGGGCGAACGUUUUCAUGUUCUCUAACUUCUUAAAAUACUCAAAUCUUUACCUGCUCUAUCUAUCCGCGGAAACAUGUGGGCUUCAAAAAAAUUUGCCAGUAAGCUACUGUAAAAUCAGGUUUACCUCUUAAUGUCCUGUCGAAUGGUAUUUCGUGAAUUUGACCAAGUCCAGCGUAAAAGAAACAACUUAUUUUUACCAAUUUCACACAGUGUGCAGAGGUGUUUUUCAUAAGUCAACCUUUACGCGGGUCCAGAAAGUCAAGGAAGUUCGGCUAGUAGCAUGGCGGCUCAGCAACUUCAGCUGAUGCUAAUUAAGAGAGUGCAAGCAACCUCCAAGUGCCUUUUCCAUAAUUUGAAAUUUUGUUCAACAAACGCCAUCGUAAAUAAUUAGAAGAAAAAAAAGAAAAAUCCAAGUGGAAGUUUUGUCCGAAGGUCAGAAAAAAUCAGAGCAUUGGGAAAUGAGGAAAUUAAAGCAACCCUGUAAAUGUGUCCUUGCACUCACUUCCCUCUUGCAAAACUUGGUCCAAUUAUUUAAUAAACGCCUCAGAUUGUGAUUAUCCCUCUUUCAACGCACUUUAAAUGCAGCCCUGAACCACUCAUUAAAAUUAUGUGAAGUUCGAGGCAAUCGUGUUCAGGUUAAUAUCGAAAUGAUUGUCAAGAGUUUUUGAGGAACAUGGAGCCUUGUACAAUCUUUUUCAUGUAAACCGUGUAACCGGUUUCUAAUUUUUGUGUAAUUUGGUUUCUUGUCUAAAGUAAUGAUCGGGCAGGUUGUGGUUUAUGACCAAACUGUGUUGCGCUUUUCUUUUUUGUUUUUAUCUGUGCUCUGUGAGAAAUCCCAAGUAGUGACGCCACAAAGCUGAAAAAGACAAUUUAGUGAAUAAUACUCAAAACUGAUAUGCUGCUGUGAUCUGAGCUGAAGGCUGCUUUUUGGACCUAUAUACCUACCAACUCAAGACCUGCGUGAAAGGAAUAGUACAAAUUGCGUUUUAGUCUUUACAAAUCCUUGAAAGUCAGAAGUACGCAUUAUAUUCGAAGAAAUACGGUGAUGGUAUCUCCAGAUAUGUUACAAUGACCCUUUUGUCAACCUCAUUUGUAACUGAUAACCUUACUUAUAGCUUUAACCUAAUAAUUUAUGUAUAAAAGUGUAAUCAGAUCCUUGAAAAGAACCCUCCAUUCCAAAAGGAUGUUUUACAUUCCAUCAAUUUUUAGCGAGUCAUGUCCUACAGAGAUUUGGACACACACAACUUUAUUAUUUGAGCCCCUCCAUGUCACCUCUGGGAAUGCUAUUUGUUGUUUCAUAAGAACUGCCGGAAAAAUAUUUUCCAUACACUGAUGGCCAAAUGCAAAAAAUGCGUAUCUCAGUUGCGAAGGCAAAAACUAAUCAAAACGCCUCCUAGUAAUUUUAGGUGAUUUAUUUAUAAUGAGUAGAGAAAAUUUACAGAAAAAUUUUAAUGGAAACUGUCUUCCUCUUGCAAAAUAAAAUAUAAGCAGAGACUUACAAUGUCGCAAUAUGAGAUACACAUUUCUUGACAUCAGCCUAAUAUUCUUUCCUCUUUUACUCCUAAGGAAAGUUUCAAUCUAUGAAAAUCAGAAGAUGGUUUAAAAACUCACUUGCAGAAUCUUCGAGUUUGACAACUAGUUCAUUUCGAGAGAGGAUUUCAUCGCUAGUCUAUUUCACUUCAUGGAUUUUAGAAAAUCAAUUCUUUGUAUAAAUUAGAGCUUUCAGUGUCUAAUCUCUUGAUUGUUAAGUUAGUGAAAAAAUAGGUCUCUUUCUUUCAAAUCUGGUCACAUUUUUACAGGUUUGUCUCAGCAGACACAGGCUGCCUUCCUCACAGCUGUAAACUCAGCUUACUCUUUUAAAAUUUUUCAACUUUAGGUUCACUAAGCUCAUGAUUUGAAGGGAAAAUUUUAAAAAAAACCUUUUCCCACUUUUUUUCUCUUUUAAAUCACAGAAUCUCCUUUACAAAUUGAUCACCCAUCAGUAUUUAAGCUCAGGGUUUUUACUAACUAAAAUAGGUAAAGUUGAAUGAAUCACACAACUCCUCGGAAGUUUAGUAUUGCAACUUCAACCACAAUUUUUCACAAUUGGAUCAGAUUGUCAGAAAUUGUGCUUUUGUUAUUUGUACCAAGUUCGACAAAAGCGCACUAUUCAGCAUCAAGUUUGAACCGAAAAAGGGUUUGAAGUUUGAAUUCUCUAUUAGACUCGAUGUUAAGGAGAACGUUCAAUGACUCUUUACGUUCAAAAUAUUUUUUCUCAACAUUUAAUUUUGACGGGAGAAAAUUUACCACCAGUUGAAUUCAAAACCUUUCUCAACUCAUUUUUUUUUUUCAAAAUGCAACUUAGUGCGAUUUUGUUCAACUCAGUCCAUUUUCAGUCCUGUUUUUUUUUUUUUCAUCCCUGCGUAGAUCAUCACUCUGCAGUUAUAUCAUUGCCUGCGAUGAGCCUGCAAAAACGUAGAGUUGUAUAAGUGAUACGCUUCAUUACAAAGUAUAAUUACGCCCUUAAGUCAGGAAGACGAUGACAUCUGUGACAAAAAUUUGUGGAGCACGGAAAUUUUAUCAGUCAGAUCCCUUGGUACCAUGCUGUUGAUUUAUCAAGCAGUAUUAAUGUGCCUUCCGUAUCAGUAUUCACUGUUAUCCAAGUUCAGAGGUUAUUAUUUUUGCUGUCUUUUGUGAUUUUGUAUGGAAAAUGAAAUAUGGAAAGAUCAAAAUUCAACCCUCAACGAGAAAAUUAUUGUGAGAAAUUCACACUUAUCAAAUUGAAGACUUAUGAUAUCUUUUUGUACUUAAGUAGUGUUAAUUUUAAUUGUAAACACUUACAUGUCUUGAGAGUUCUUUUUGAACUUCCAUCCUGCAUUUAGUUUUCAGUGUGAAAUUCCGAAAAAAAAGCGUUGAAGAACGUUGUAUACAUAACUUCAUUCAUGAAUUGUAACUAAAUUACCGUGAAAUGAAAGGAAAAGGCUAAGUUGAAUAGAAUUUUAAGAUCUUUUAGGAGACACCUGUCCAAAUUAAACUCGGUCAGACGUAUCAAUUUCAUCAAUUACCAUAGCAGUUUUUAAAGUUCUGAUUCCUUGACUUUAACCAAGCUAGAUCGUGUAGAUUUACCCAACAAACCUGGACUACGCUGUAUUAAAACCCCUGUUUUUGUCUGUUACCCUGAAACAUGUUCUUUUCCAAAACAUUCUUGACUCUUAAUUUUAAUAUCUGGAAUGAAUCCAAAUUGGUGUCGGGAACCACUUGGAAGACGGUUACAGAUAUGCAUAGAUUUCAAACCCUGUAGUUAAACAACGUUACUUUUUACCAAAGUCAAUGAUGUAUUUAUUUACUCAUAUAUUAAUUUAUUAUUUAUUUAUUCAAUACUCUAAAGACUUAAAGCUGGAAUUUUUUUGUUACUAGUGAAUAUUUUUCUCCAGCUGCCCUUAAAGACGCUAAGUUUAUAUAGCAGAUUUUAUUAAGGUUAGUUAUUCUCACAUACUCAGUAUCCAAUACUGAAGCCCUGAAUUAAAUUAUUUGUCAUAUCUUAAAGUGAAUUGUAAAUUUUUGAGUAAAACCUGCUAGUUUUUGUGCCUAAAUUGCCCCACGUUAAACUUUCUUUGCUAAUUUUGCUUGUUCAUUUGUCACAUUAAUUGGAAACCUCAACAUUUAUUUCAGUUGGUAUGUAUCAAAGAUAAUUGGAUAGAAAAUGGAAACUCAAUCAAACCUGCAUGUGUACAAAUAAGGGUGAGGGAAAACCUCAAGAAGGAAACUUUCCUAGUAAUAUUCGUUGUUAGUAACAUUUUUCUGUAGUUUGCGGUAAAAGCCAAAUAUCCUCAGCAUCUUUUGCCCUCCACUCGCCCGAUUAGAGAAAUCUAGAUCUGAUAACAGUAAUAUUUUAAGAGAUAAAAAGAAAGAAAGAAAGAAAGAAAGAAAAGAAGAAAACUGCUUUGGUAACCUCCAUUAUUUAUGUAGUUUUUUAUAUGUUGUAAAACAGCCAGAGACCUCCAUUUUGACAAAUUCCGAUUGUUAGACUUGCUUGAAACUAUUGCAUUUUUCCCCUUUAGUAUUUCAUGUUAAAAGAGUUAUUAUUUCGGUAGAAUUUACAGACUUUUUCCUUAUUUAAAAAAAAAAAAUUGUUAUUGCUCAUUUUCUUAUUUAUGUAUAUCAUUGCUUAAUAAUUGUUUCUGGCUUAUCUUCAAUAACUUUGUGUAGAAGAAUAAAAAUUUAGAAAAGAAAAACUAUUAGCGUUUUGAAUAUGAAAUUACGCUGGGGACUUGAUAAGAGACUCGAAAUCACUAUACGAUUCCUUUGAUAUCGGCUCUAAUUCUUGCAUGACUCUUUGUUAAUACCUUGGAUCUGUUCUCUAAUUAGUCAUUUUUGAUUCAAAUAACUUUUAUUUUUAAAUUCAUACUCAGUUUUUGUUAAGUAUUUAUUUUGUGUAUAUACAUCUGAGUAAAAAGUGCUUAAAUAUAUGUACAUGUAUUGUAAAGUAACUUAUCCAUAGGACUGAUGUUAUUGUCUUUUAUUUAACAUGUAUAAACUUUUAAAUAUACAACUUACAAAUAUUAA
Bemisia tabaci is the source of this 8406-nucleotide messenger RNA. NCBI's taxonomy places the organism in Eukaryota, Metazoa, Arthropoda, Insecta, Hemiptera, Aleyrodidae. The record is from RefSeq and is a predicted model, not a curated record.